This is a messenger RNA of Acanthosepion pharaonis, 663 nucleotides long. The record is from the annotation of a GenBank genome assembly. Lineage: Eukaryota; Metazoa; Mollusca; Cephalopoda; Sepiida; Sepiidae.
AUGCUCCCCUCUUUGCCAGUCUGCCUCUUUCUUUUCCCUCUCUUUUCCCUUUCUUUUCCCAUGUAUGUCUGCCCCACGCGCGUGUGCAAUAUUCAUGAGAUCGAUAUUUUUCUCUUUUUAUUUUCCUUUUCCCUUUCUUUCCUUUUCUUUUUUCCUUUUCUUUUCUUUACUUUCCUUUUCUCCUUUCCUUUUCCCUUUCUUUCCUUUUCUUUUUUCCUUUUCUUUUCUUUACUUUGCUUUUCUCCAUUCCUUUUCCCUUUCUUUCCUUUUCUUUUUUCCUUUCCUUUUCCCUUUCUUUCUUUUUCUUUUUUCCUUUUCUUUUCUUUACUUUGCUUUUCCCCUUUCCUUUUCCCUUUCUUUCCUUUUCUUUUUUCCUUUUCAUUUUCUUAUUUUCUUUUCUUUUAUUUUUCCUUUCCUUUUUCUUUGUACCUUCCUUUUUCUUUUCUUUUUUUAUUUCUUUUUCUUUUUCUUAUUUUAUUUCCUUUCUUUACUCUUUCCUUUUUUUCGUUUUCCUUUUACUUUUCUUUUUUCUUCCCUUUUCUUUUUUUUUUUUUCUAUUUGCUUUCUUUUUUCUUUUUUUCGCUCACCGUGCCAACAUCUACGCCUAUUACUCUGUUCUCUUUGUUUCACAUGAUAUCAUAUUACACUCUCACUGAACUCUGA